Molecule: messenger RNA, 6451 nt
Organism: Petromyzon marinus (sea lamprey)
Lineage: Eukaryota; Metazoa; Chordata; Hyperoartia; Petromyzontiformes; Petromyzontidae
Source: RefSeq, a predicted model, not a curated record
CCCCCUCUCUCCCCACCACCGCCAACGACAAAGGCGCGCAGAAGCGCACGGCCCCGACGGGUCCCUCCCUUCAUUGAUUGAGUGCCAGGCUCAAUCGAAUUAGUCGCGAUGGUCAAUGGAAGUGGCUGCUAGCUCUGGCUGGCUGGCUAGCUCGAGCGCGUAAGACUUUGCGGGAGAACGGCCGUUUCCACGUCGCCGGAGCCCGUUGUGAUUUUUUUUUGCGUUUGCGGCUCGCUCCUCCCGCCGUCCAUACACCUCCGGAGUUCCGCUCGACCGCAAUUUUUGUUUGUUUGUUGCCGUUGCUCCGGAUAGAAGAAAAGAAAAAACACCGGGGGGAAAUGUAGCGUCGGCGCUACGCACCUGCCCCCCCGGGCGAGAGCGAGAGUUACAGGCAGAGAUUUUGGUCAAGCAUCGUCCCGUCCUCUGCAACUCCGCAACACGUCGUGAAACGUCGCCACCCUCCGCCCCAGCGAUGCGCGUGCACAGCAGCCGGGCGGCGGUGCCCACGCUGCUGGGCGUGUGGCUGAGCUGCGUGCUCACCGGGCGAGGCUGCCCUGGGCAGUGCCAGUGCUACAGCCGAGCGGUGGAGUGCGGCUCCCGGCAGCUGACUCGAGUGCCCGGUCCCAUCCCCAACACGACCCAGGUGCUGUACCUGCAGGACAAUGGGCUCUCGCGGCUACACACGCACGCGCUCCAUGCGUGUGCCCAUCACCUCGAGAGCUUGUACCUGCAGCAGAACCACAUCUCCUCGCUGGCCGGGGCCGAUGGAGAGGAAGAUGGGCUCUUCACGGACCUGUCGGCCCUCAGGGAGCUCAACCUGGCCUCCAACAGGCUCACCACGCUGCCCGCGGGCGCCUUCGCCGGCCUCCUAAACCUGCGCCAGCUGUAUCUCAACAACAACUCCAUCGGCGGCGUGCCGGCGGGGCCACUGGAGCCACUCGCUCGCCUGCAGGAGCUACGCCUGCAGCACAACCGCAUCCGCUGGGUGGAGGCGGGCGCGUUCGGAUCGCUCGCCGCGCUCGCGCUGCUCGACCUGUCGCACAACGAGCUGCGAAGCCUGAACGAGGAGCUGCUGUCGCCCAUGAGGGGCCUCAGCACGCUGGGCCUGACCGGGAACCACUGGCAGUGCGACUGCACCCUGCAGUGGCUUAAAGAGCUGCAACAGGACACGGCUUUGGCACCGCUGCAGCUCAGGUCCAUAAACCUGACCUGCUGGGGACCCCCGGCGCUGGCAGGGCUCCGAAUGGAGCAGGUGUCCCUGGAGGCCAUGUCCUGCACCGUGCCGCAGGUCCACAUCGACCGGCAGCGAAUACAGCUCACGGCCGGACAGAACGGCAGCGUGCUGUGCAGCGCGACGGGACUCCCCGAGCCGAGGGUCUCCUGGAAGCGUCUGAGUCACGGCGGCGACGCUACGGGGAGGACGCACGGCGUGGGCGGCACGGGGCACUUCAACGGCUCCGCUCACCGCGAUGGCAGCGCGUGGGAGGAGGACGUGGCGGCAGCGGCGGCCGCGGCUUCGAAUGAUACGGUCACGCCGGGCAACCGCGCCACGCUCGACAUCGUCAACGUGACCGAGGGAGACGCGGGCGCCUACAGCUGCGAGGCCGUCAACGCGGCCGGCUCCGACGGGGCCACGUUCUUCCUCGGCGUCGACGCUUCCGAGCCGUCGUGGCUGCGUGCCGAGGAGGCGGUGACCGUUGUGGUCGAAGGGACUGCCGCCGCCACCGGCACCGUGGACUUUGCCGCGAUGGCCGCGUCAACGCAGGCCGGUAUCGCGUCGGGCAUCGCCCUGCUGGCGGCGACGGUGGCGACGCUGCUCGUCGCCCUCGUGCGCCACCGCAGGAAGGCCGUCCGCGCCCGCGGCAAGAGGGACGACGAGAUCUCCUACAUCAACGCCUUCACCGAAGGCCCCACAACAUGCGGGCAGCUCGAGGAGUUCCGCGGGGAGAGCGGGCGGGAGAUGUACGUCAUCAAUCCUGGUCGGCGGCCCAGCGUAGCGGAGAGGGCCGGUGGCACGGGGCGGCUCACGGAUGCCCUGCCGUCGCAUGCCGACGAGCGGCAGCCAUUCUGCCCCGGCAACUCGUCUGACGCGGAAUUCAUUAAGACGAGCAACUACGGCGACCUCAACUUUGACCAAGCGACGCAGACCUACGGUCUUAUCCUUGAAAACCCUCUGGAUCACGAGCUGGAAGAGGGUCAGGUGGCGUACGAGAUAUGCUACUGAGCACGGGACAUAUUGGGGAGCGAAAGAGAGGCUGAAAGUAGUGCAACCUACCGCAGCCUGUAUUCCAACUUAGGCGAAAUGAUAGGCGAGCUUAAACGAGCCGUGCAGCGUUGAAAAAUCCAAGUAUGACACCCUAGCCUCUUCCUUUUGAAAAAAGAAAAGUAACUUAGAUCUGCGCGUGGAUGGGUAUGUCGAGACCGUUUAACGGAGCACCGCCGCGGAAGGCGCACAGCCCGCACUACGCUGUAGUCAUGCACUCCAACGGUCGCAUGCACUCUCCCAGGCGACAUUCAGCAAACGGAGAGCUGAAAUUCGUAUUCCACGUCUGCACCACCGCUUGGUUUGCUUUUAUUUUUUUUACUUUAAAAAAUCAUUACGAAAGCGCCCACUGUCACGGAGCCAAACAGGAUCUUUGUCAUGAGCAGCAGCUGUCACCCACUUGGCCCGCAGAUGAUGCGCGAGGAGUGACAUACAAUUGUCCUUGAGCCCAGCAGUCAAGGCAAGUGUGCAUUAUUUUAAGACUAUGUCACAAACGUACAAUCCGCCCAUUGUAAGAUCGUGUAGGAAGAGUUACGUGGUCAGGGCAUCUCUGUAUUCAACAUUCACGUUUGCACAAUGUAAAUAGUUAGCUUCGAGGGCUUGCAUUAAGCGCUAUUCCCAAUUUCUAAAGAUUAGAUUUAAGAGACAUUCGUGUGUGUUUUCAGUCACAACUGAAAUCGAUGCUUGUUCAUGACAAUGGAUAACGUCUAAGGGGGUGGUUGGGUUAGGACCAAGCUGUGCAGUUUGUGCUUUGAACGUUACAGAAAUCUCACCAAAUGAACAGUUUCUGCCUUUUGGAGGGACACUUCCCCCCCUUUAACCAUCAACUAGAACUUACGCACAACUGCUUAGGCAACAUGGGUAUCGUGUAUAGGUUUAAAAACCUUUUGUGAAGGUGUGCUGGUGUCCUCAUUUGUGUUUGGCCUCGAUGCACUGCUCCUUUUUUGGUGUUGUAAUUGUCCUAUAUAGAUUAAAUAUAAAUUAAGCACACGUGUCCGAGUUUCACAAUGCAUGCCCUGGUACGUACCUGGGAAGUGCGUGCAUUAUGUUAAGCGGAGAUCACAAGCAGCGCCGCAAGCUUUUCAGUAUUUAAUGUCGCUCCCUAAGCUCCAAUGCGAAGAUAAGGGUUAUAAGUUGAGGGCCCAAGCAGUGAAGACAAGUGGCGCUUACAUGCACUUAUUGCACAGACUGUGACAUGGCUUAGUGGUGGCGUGUUCGCCGAUUGUUGCAGAGGUUCACAGUACGAAUCUAGCAGCUGCCCUGGUUAUCACUGCAAGCGUAAUAACCAUGACAAUACAUGCCGUCAGCUUCACAGUGGACGUGCCGCUGGUGUCAUGGUCACGCAAAUUGGAAUAUACAUUUGUAACCAUCGUUCCCCUCCUGUGAAAACUUGGCAGAACCCUACGAACAGUCAUGAGACUCAGCGAGGCUUUCCUGGGUAAACAAUGCUCAUAAUAAAAGACACAAGAUGGGGUGGGUGGUCGCCGCCGCCACCACCACCCCCUGCUCACUCCUACGUGUAUGAUGCUUUCAAACUGUAAUGGGGAUACUUUUCAGGGUAUAUAUCAAACAUAGCACGAAUCGAUUCCACGUUAAGGCUCAGACUCGCUGCGAUUAAUUUGAAUUUUAUCAACAAAGAGCAAAGCACGGCAUCUGCCGUGCGCGUAAUAUGCCCGCUUCUCCACAGGCGAUUGUCGGCUUAUUAUGAACAUAAAUUAAUUAAUUCAGCCAGCAGUCUAGUCAUCUGGAGCAAAAGCAUUCCUCACUAACAAGCACCUGUGCAGUGAACUUGUCUCAGCUAAUACAUGCGACCCAAGUCCAUUCAUUACCACAUUUUGUUCAAGUUAGUUUAUCAUAAACAUUCUGACAAUUCCUCUCAUAUAUAUUUUCACGAAAGCAGCUGCUGCAUUGGUUACCCUAAGGUGAUAUUGGUAAUUUGUCUCCAAUGUCAUGGAAAUGCAUUUAAUCCCGUAACUAAAAACAGGGAUCUCUGUAAACAUUAAGACGCACAUGACGAUACUUGUUUAUUUCCAUAACAAGGAAAUAAUUAAACUUGGCUUUAAUUAGCACAACGAGUCAGCCUGCUUACUUAUUUAUGCAACUUCUUUAUGCAGCACUGACCGACUAGAGACUUCGACAUCCUGUUGGCAGGGUGGCUUCAGAGACACGGAGGGGGUUUUUUUUUUGCAUUUCACAAUAAGGACAUUGUGGCAUUAUUUUUUUUUAAAUGUGGUCAAUUCCCAUCACGACCCCGUAAAACAACAGCCUUGUAACUUGCUAAGCAUAGCGCAGAGUCCCCGAAAUAUACCUUAGAAGUUCGAUAAUUCCACCGAGCGUAAAGCAAAGCAAACAGAAUGUAACCAGGACACGUGCAAACGGACCCGGUGUCAGACACUGAUGAACACUGUGCUUCUCAGUGCGCGGCAAGGCAUGCCCCAGCAACACCUAAGGUAAAUGCACUGUAAAUCAUUUUCGAUGCAAUUCUCAAGAAUUCAAUUUAAGACACACGGGGUUGGCUGAAGUGAUGGAUGAAUGUAGAGUUACAUUUGUCCCUUCAAGUGUGCGGGGGCCAAAACCAAAAGCGAUAUCUUUCACGUACAGCAUCGUAAUGCGUACCGGAGUAAAAACAGAUGAACGGAGCAGCGAUUGUUUUAACACGCAUUCUUUCAAGAAUUGAGAACAGGUGCUGUAAAUAGCUUUUUGCCGUCACACCUCGAGCUUUACAACAUGUGUAGACUUUCUCUAAUUGGAUGUCGACACCCGUAACUGGUAACGCGAACGGUUCCUUAUGUGCCAAGCAAAUCUGGGCAGUUUGCACUCUUAGUGAACUCAUUUGGGACAGUCACAAACCAAACUGUGUAUACGUCAAAUAAAACUAUAAAUUGGAAACGUGAAAAUGUCCACUAUGGCUGGACACACUACGUAAAAUAACGUACAAUAAAAGUCUAUACAUAACUCUGAAUGCCCAGUUGUCCCUUGCAAGUGAGCGACAAAAUCUCGGUGUGCCAUAUCACCUGGUUAAACACAGGACUCGGGAGUGUAAUUUGACUGACCGUUAUGUUUUGUUUUGAUGUGCGGAGCACUCGCGCAGUAGUUAAACCACUGCACUAUGAACCCAGUGACCGGAUAUCGAUUCUUGGCCACGGGCUAACAACAGCGACAAGUGAACCGGUUCUACACCUCCUCUGCCGCCCACUUAACCAACACACACCGCGACCAGCGUCAUUAACGGACGGUCAAACACACCCUAUCGCCGUAAAAUGUGGUUAGCGGGCCUUCAUCAGCAAUGCAUUUACAAAUGGCUGCAAAUGUAUAUUAUUCAGAAAAUUUACCUGUCUAUCGCCAGCAGACAAAAAAACAUUUAAGUCCUGAAACUUAACCCCUAAACACUCUGCAAGGCAAUUGAGACAGAAUCAUGCUCAACAUAUGUGUUUACCUCUUGAUUGCUCCAGCAUAAUUCUCCCUGCUAAUCCAUUUUGGUUCCAUUUUAAUUACAUAACCACACCAUCUGUCUUCUCAUUAGAGCAUGUGUUACUACAAUGUUAAAUAGUAGCUUGGCUGAGCAUAUCGCUCCGCAAAUGUCGCACAUUGAUAGCUUUGCUGCCUAAUUGCUGUGUCUCGUAUGUGUACAAUGUACAGAUUUCUCUACGAAACAAACUGUUGUUGCUGGAUGCCUCCGCAACCACAAGUCCAGAAUUCUCACUGGAAGAAUAUUUUCUAUGUACCAUGUGCAAUUACUGCCCAUUUCUAAGCAACGUAUAUAUUUUAGCACCACUGCAUAUGCUCCAGGCAAAUGUGAAGGAGAUUUACAGUGUCGACCCAAGGCCAAAAGCACAAGGAAUGCUGUAUAUUGGCUACGAGAGCCCUACAUCAACACAAAUUAAAAUAACAGCUCCGUUCAGGCGCAGCAGACACACACGCCCGCGCACUUACAUACGCGACACGAACAGCAGCCCAACAGGAGAAGUCAAGGACGAAAAAAAAUCAUAGGGCUUCAUCUCAAGAGCUAUCUGUUGGUGCUGCAAGGUUCCUUAAUGGCAGCCAAUGAAAUUUGUAAUCGCUGAAACGAUGCUGACAGUGAGGGUGAUGAACAAAAUGCCAACCAAAUCUAGCCGAUCGAUAUUUUGACACUGUGAAUGUAUAAGGGGCAUGAACAUUUGCAAAUGGGGUAAGAGAGAGAGAGACGCA